Molecule: messenger RNA, 1263 nt
Organism: Lycium barbarum (goji berry)
Lineage: Eukaryota; Viridiplantae; Streptophyta; Magnoliopsida; Solanales; Solanaceae
Exons: 1
Coding region: 1-1263 (420 amino acids)
Source: RefSeq, a predicted model, not a curated record
AUGGAAUCUCGUAGUUGGAUGUAUAUUAGGACAAAUGACGGCAGAGGGGGGAUGAGGCAAGAAUUUGUAGAUGGUGUCGAUGCUUUUGUUGACUAUGCAAUGACACUUGAAACUUUUCUAAGUCAUGGCUUGGUUAGGUGCCCUUGUGUAAAAUGUAAAUGUAGUAAUUAUGAGACACCAGAGAUUGUUAGGCUUCAUCUCUAUAAAGACGGCUUUGAAAAAGAUUAUGCAGUGUGGACUAGUCAUGGAGAAACGGAUAGUAGUUUUGGUAGAUUUCAAGACUUUGUUGUUGGUGAAAGUAGUAGGGUGAUGGAACGUAAUGUCCAAAAUUCUAGAAUGCACGACAUGGUUCAAGAUGCUUAUGGGAUGCAUUCCAAUUUUGAAUCCGAUAACCAUGAUGAAGAAGCUCCAAAUGAAGAAGCUAGUCAUUUUUUUGAACAAUUGAAAAAUGCUAGUCGGCCUUUAUAUGACGGGAGUCCCCACUCUCAAUUAUCUAUUGUUGUUAGAUUAUUAUGCAUCAAAGCAGAUUGGAAUGUUCCUCAAGGUGCAAUGGAUGCUGUGAUUGGCCUUAUACAUGAAUUAGUUGACCCGAAUUUAGAGAUACCUGAAAAUUACUAUAAGGCAAAAAGAUUAGUGUCUAAGUUAGGACUCUCGUCGAUGAGAAUUGAUUGUUGUGAAAAUGGAUGCAUGUUAUUCUAUAAGGAUGACGAAGGUCUAGAAUCUUGUAAGUUUUGUGGCAGAGCUCGUUUUAAGCGGACUCGUAGCAGGAAGAGGGUUGCCGUUAAAGCGAUGCAUUACUUACCUUUUACACCAAGGUUAAAGAGGUUGCACGCAUCAAAUAGCUCCGCUCCUCGUAUGAGAUGGCACAAUGAAAAUAGAAGGUCACCUGGUGUUAUGUUCCAUCCAUCAGGCGGAGAGGUUUGGAAGCAUUUUGACACAACAUAUCCAGACUUUGCGGCUGAACCACGGAACAUUAAGUUGGGUUUAUGUUCAGAUGGAUUCACUCCACAUUCUAUUUCUACUGCACCAUAUUCUUGCUGGCCUGUUUUCUUAACACCAUAUAAUCUUCCACCUGAGUUGUGUGUGACUAGUCCAUAUAUAUUCCUUAAUUGCAUCAUUCCUGGCCCACGUAAUCCGAAGGUUUUGAUUGAUGUAUACUUGCAACCUUUGAUUGAUGAGUUGAAAAUGUUGUGGGUUGAAGGGGUUGAGACGUUUGUUGUUUCUCUUAAGGAGAAUUUUAAUUUGCGGGCCGCUUUAAUGUAG